AUGCAUCUUAAGGAACAAAACCUAAGGAAUCAGUCUUCCUUCACACACUUCAUUCUCUUGGGAUUCUCUGAAGUUCAUGAGCUUCAGGUUUUAUUCUUCAUUGUGUUCCUUGUUUACUACCUGGUAGCAGUUGGAGUAAAUCUUCUCAUCAUCUCUGCGAUACUAACUGACCACCGCUUACACCAUCCCAUGUACUUCUUUCUGCUGAACUUGGCCAUACAGGAUGUGGGACAAGUUUCUGUCAUGGUCCCCAAAUCCAUGGCUAGCUCCUUCAUGCAGACUAGACAGAUUUCAUAUUCUGGAUGUGUUGCCCAAGUUUUUUUUUUCAUCUUCUUUAUAUCAUCUGAUUUCUUUCUUCUCACAGUUAUGGCCUACGAUCGGUAUGUUGCUAUUUGCAAUCCAUUACAAUAUGAGAUACUGAUGAAGAAACAAACCUGCCUUCAAAUGACUGGUGUUGUUUGGCUCAGCAGUUUGCUUAAUGCAAUGUUACACACUGGUGGUACUUUUGCACCACCCUUUUGCUCCAACACUGUCAAUGGUUUUUUCUGUGAAAUGCCCCAUUUAGUGAAGCUUGCUUGCUCUGAUAUGUACCUAAUUGAAGUUGGAUAUAGUGUAUUAACUGCUGUAGUUGCAAUAGGAUGUUUCAUUUUCAUCACUGUGACAUAUGUCCAUAUCUUUACUGCAGUGCUGAAAAUUCCCACUGUGCAGGGAAGGCAGAAAGCUUUUUCAACUUGCCUUCCCCAUCUUAUUGUGGUUUCCCUAUUGAUAUUCACAGCAUGUACUGUCUACAUGAACCCUUCCUCUAAAUCUCCACCAUAUCUUGGUUUGGCCUUCACUAUAUCAUAUUCCAUGAUUCCCCCUCUAAUGAAUCCAAUAAUCUACAGCAUGAAAAACAAGGGAAUAAAAAAUGCUCUAGCCAAGCUCUUGGGUUUAAGAUUGUCUUCUGCAAAUUGUCUUUAG
Messenger RNA from Pogona vitticeps (central bearded dragon), 960 nucleotides. The record is from RefSeq and is a predicted model, not a curated record. Lineage: Eukaryota; Metazoa; Chordata; Lepidosauria; Squamata; Agamidae.